Molecule: messenger RNA, 2941 nt
Organism: Lymnaea stagnalis (great pond snail)
Lineage: Eukaryota; Metazoa; Mollusca; Gastropoda; Lymnaeidae
Source: the annotation of a GenBank genome assembly
UAUGCUAUAAAAGGCCUUAGUUUUAAUGGGCUGUCGGCUAACCUCUUAGUAACUAGAAUUCAAUCUCAUCAUUCAAAAAUGAAGUCUUCCAUAAUUGUCUUGUUCUUAUCCUUUUUUAUCGGUGAGUUCAUUUAAAGUUAAGUAUAAGUUCACAUUAUGGAUAGGGUUUUUUUGUUCAUGAUCUGGUCGCCUUAUUUAUUGGUGUUUUAAAUGAAUGCCACCUCUCUUGUAUGAUAAUGCUUGAUCACAUGUUAUGUAAUAAAUAAUUGAACACGUCUCAUGUUAUAAAUCCUUGAACACAUGUCAUGAAAUGAAUAUAUUUUAAAGAGCAAUGUAGAUACAAGAAAUAACACGGCAAACAGUGGCGGCGGCACUGCAUGGACCUCCCAUCUACUUCAUUUACUUGACAAAACACGCAUUCAAGUAACGCCCAUUAUAAUAAUCUAAAUUAGUGCUCACUUCUAGGAAUUUUACUUUACGUGCCUAUUUAACAUAGUGUUACAGCCAUACAGCCAUAGAGCCAUACCUAGAGAAAUAUUAUGUUUGAUGCUUGCGUGGAGGAGACUACAGUGUCAUGUCUGAAAACAUGUGUAAAUCUUCUGUCAAACUAUAGCCUGUGAUAUGGUUAUUUAUUGAUUGACAGAGUUCAUUUUUUGAGCUAAAACGAUGGCUCCCUGUGGAACGAAUCGCCGCUAUGACAUAUUUACUUAAAUAUCAAUAUGAAGUAACUAAAAGCAGCCAGACUUUAUGUGAUGAAUUAAAUGGCAACUUGUGGACUGGGCUCAACUCGGGACCACCAAACUGAUUUACAAACUUUGAAAGUUUAUCUUAAAUAAAGGAUUCUGUCGGGGUUUAAACCAAACGAGCAAUUUGUGGAAUGAACUCUACCCCUGGGCUACUCAAAUCAUUUCAAAUUUUUUUUUAAAACGUGAUUGUUUAUUUAAUUUCCUAUAAUAAAUGAUACAACUUUUAAAAGGUUAGCCGCCCCUUUCAGUGUUGACUGCUCCACUAUAUAAACCAGUCUCAUCAAACGAUUUUUAGUCGUUAAGGAUUGUUAUAUGGCAAUACUACAGUAAUAAAGUAUAUGACAUCUUACGGACCAGGCUUUUAUGUUAGAACUGUGUCUGUGUAGCCCCGGGAAGACCGGGUUUAUCAGCUAGUUAAUAAUUCUUCUCCAUAAUUGUCUGAUCGCGCCAUUGGGCGGCCAUGAGAUGUCACAUAAACUAGUCGUAUUUCUCCUUCAGCAUCUUGUGCUGCUGUCAGCCUGCUGGGUCAAAUCGGGCUGAUUGGUACUUGCGAGGAGGGCUGCAGCAACAACCUCAUCAUCCGGGCUGUCCGGCAGUUAGACGAAUGUCCGGCUGGGUUUGAGUGCCGGUCCAACGGAUGCGGUCACACCUGUCAGCCGAAACUAGGUAAGUUAAUGGCCAGUCAUUGAAAACGAAUUAAUGGAUUAAAUUGGCAGUGCUCACUGAUAUUAUUUGUAUGAAAGUACAACGUUGUUUUCAUAAUUCCAGUUGGGCUCCCUCCAUACUAUCAAAACACAACUACGUAUAACACAUGAAACAACAAUACUUAGUAAAGGAGUGUAUAGUUACAAGCGUUUUUAAACAUAUUAUGUCAAGAAGUCAAACAUAUUAUGCUAACAGGUCAAGCACAUUAUGUCAACAGGUCAAACACAUUAUGUCAACAGGUCAAACACAUUAUGUCAACAGGUCAAACACAUUACGUUAACAGGUCAAACACAUUAUGUUAACAGGUCAAACACAUUACGUUAACAGGUCAAACACAUUAUGUUAACAGGUCAAACACAUUACGUUAACAGGUCAAGCACAUUAUGUCAACAGGUCAAACACAUUAUGUCAACAGGUCAAGCACAUUAUGUCAACAGGUCAAACACAUUAUGUCAACAGGUCAAACACAUUAUGUCAACAGGUCAAACACAUUACGUUAACAGGUCAAACACAUUACGUUAACAGGUCAAACACAUUAUGUUAACAGGUCAAACACAUUAUGUUAACAGGUCAAACAAUUGUGUUAACAGGUUGAACACAUGCUUUGUUUACAAGAUUACACUUAGUCAUUUCUUUGUUGUCUCACUCACCUGCCAGGUAAGCGCAUCCCAGCUUGUCUGCUGCUCGCUUGUGGUAUCUACUGCCCGUUCGGGAUGAAACCGUCAACUAAUGGAUGUCCAUCGUGUGCCUGUAACCCGGACCCCUUCUUGAUUUGAGAACCUGCACUAAGAGACCCCUGGUCCAAUCAAUAAACAAUUCAAAAUCAAAUUGUGUCUCUUUGUCUCUGACACGAAUAGCCGUACUUUUACCUCGACACAUGUUGAUGAAUACUUGUAUGGAAUAGAUACUGCGUGAUCUGUGGUCGACAUGAGAGAAUGUAACAUAUUUGGCUUGCAGCACUUAGGUUUUAUACUUUAUGAUAUUCUACAUUAACGAGCUGAUGACUAUUAAAAGAUUAUAAUUACAUACCAGGGAGUCUCAUAAGCGCGCUAGAAGUACCUACCUUUUAUCUAACCCUUUAUGCAUAUCAAAGAUUACUUGUAUAGACUGCAUAAACGUAUCUUGUAUAUUGAAAAACUAUAGUUUAUAUUUCAAAAAGCAAAAUGAUAUUUUAUCCUGUAUGUAGCAAAGAUAAAUCUUUUUUUGAACUUUACUCAAUGUACUUUAAAAAAAACAAUUUUGACACAUUACAUCAAAUUGUAUCCAUUGCCUUCAGUGAAGGCAUUACACGAGCUAAAUGUAUUAUCUAAGCUAAAUUUAUUAUCUGAAUUAAUUUUUUUUAUCUGAACUAAAUGUAUUAUCUGAAAUAAAUGUAUUAUCUGAACUAAAUGUAUUUUCUGAACUAAAUGUAUUAUCUGAACUAAAUUUAUUAUCUAACUAAAUAUAUUAUCUGAACUAAAUAUAAUUUAUGAACUAAAUGUAUUAUCUGA